Molecule: messenger RNA, 867 nt
Organism: Pestalotiopsis fici W106-1
Lineage: Eukaryota; Fungi; Ascomycota; Sordariomycetes; Amphisphaeriales; Sporocadaceae
Exons: 2
Coding region: 1-867 (288 amino acids)
Cellular component (GO): membrane
Source: RefSeq, a predicted model, not a curated record
AUGGCUAGCCAGAACAACAGCACCGAUGCCCAAGCUGCUGCUGCUGCUGCCGCCGGUGCCUUUGACUUUAAACUUUACCGUUACACGCCAUCACUGCCAGCAGCCAUUGUGUUUGUGGUGGUCUUUGCGAUCCUCUCCUCCCUUCACGUUGCUCGCAUCCAACGGCACCGAUCGUAUUAUUUCACAGCGUUCACCGUCGGCGGAUUUUUUGAACUAAUCGGCUAUGCCGGUCGCAUAUGGUCUCACUUCGAUACGCUCUCGAUUGGUGGUUUCGUCAUUCAAGCGAUUCUGAUUCUCGUCGCGCCAGCCCUCUUUGCCGCCUCCAUUUACAUGAUCCUCGGACGUUUGAUUCGUACUCUACGAGCCGAAGAGCUCUCCCUGAUUCCCAUUGCAUGGGUCACCCGAGUCUUUGUCAUAAGCGAUGUCAUCUCGUUUUCCCUGCAGGCGGGCGGAGGUGGCAUCCAAGCCGCGGGCACCCGGGAGCUCUUUCAUAUUGGCGAAAAAAUCAUUAUUGCCGGACUCUUUGUUCAGAUUGUCGUGUUUGGGUUCUUCAUGGUCACGGCAGUCAUUUUCCAGUACCGCUUUGCGCGCUCUGCCAUUUUCGCAUCGGCGCCCGCGCCUGUCAACUGGAAACGCCACCUCAAUGUCUUGUACGCAGUCAGCGCCCUGAUCCUCGUCCGGAGCAUUUUCCGCGUCAUGGAGUAUCUGCAGGGCAACGACGGGUAUCUCAUCUCUCACGAAGUAUUUCUAUACGUGUUUGAUGCCUUGCUAAUGACUGCGGUAAUGGUCAUCUUUCUGGUCUGGUAUAUCGAUGACAUUGAGGUACGGCCAGGUAGUAAUGAAUUGGAGCUUUGUUCGGAAGAAUGA